GGGGGUUCCCUGGGAGAUACUGCAACGAGGCCUUAGUUGAAGAAAAACAUCCGAUAUGCUAUGAAAUUAAAGGUAAUAAAAUCUCCAAAUGAAAAUGCUGCUCUGACCAAUGCAGUUUUUUGUCAUCCCAACCUUCUUAAAUCAAGCUAUAUAGAAGUUCGUACCAGUGAACAUCCGACUCAUAGUUUUUUUUUUACACUCCUCGAAGACUCAAAGAUACCUUCUGACUCAAUAGCUUUUUCUUAUCAUCAAAGAAAUUGGGCCGAACUUGCUUUAAACGUAGAAGUUGACGUUUUCCCUUUUGAUAUCUCAAAAUAUAAAAAUGGCAACUAUUAUUUGAAACACAUAAACCUUGAAAUCGACUUUUUUCAAAAGAAACAAAAAUCUCCUGCUGAACCUUUCGACGCCAAAACAAUGGCUGCAGAAUUUGUACAGAAAUUCCCCAAUCUUCUUUUAAGUAAAGGACAGUUAUUGCUACUGGUACACAAAGGAAUCAAAUUAGAUUGCAGAGUAGAAACUUUGGAAGUAAUGGAUUUAGAAAAACUUAAAAACUCCAUGGAGGACGGCAGUCACUCUGAAGUUGGAGAGCCUUCCGAUCUUGGAGUACUCAUGUCGCAAACAGCCGUUGACUUUGUUAAGGCGGAAGGAUCUGCUAUAAAAAUUAAAGGGACUGCUGCGGGUAUUUGCGCGGUGAAUCUCAUCAAUCCCGAUUGGAAUUUUGAGCAAAUGGGGAUUGGCGGACUCGAUAAAGAGUUCCGCACGAUAUUCCGGCGGGCCUUUGCCUCGCGCGUGUUCCCACCGGACUUAGUCGCCCAGCUUGGAAUCCAACAUGUGAGAGGGAUUCUUCUUUAUGGGCCCCCCGGGUGCGGUAAAACUUUAAUGGCUAGACAAAUCGGAAAGAUGCUCAACGCAAGGCCGCCCAAGAUCGUGAAUGGUCCCGAUAUAUUGAAUAAGUACGUCGGUCAGUCCGAAGAAAACAUAAGAAAAUUGUUUUCGGACGCCGAAAAAGAGGCGGCUGAACACGGCGACUAUAGCGCUCUCCACAUCAUUAUUUUCGAUGAGAUUGAUGCGAUUUGCCGCCAACGCGGAAUGUCGCUCGGCUCUACAAGCGUCAGCGACAACAUCGUCAACCAGCUUCUGGCGAAGAUCGACGGCUACGAACGUCUAAACAAUGUUCUUAUCAUCGGGAUGACAAACCGUGCGGAUCUUAUUGACAGCGCUCUGCUCCGCCCUGGGCGACUCGAAGUCCAGAUGGAGAUUGGUCUUCCGGACGAGAAGGGGCGCCUCCAGAUCCUUUCGAUCCACACUCAAAGCAUUAGAGACAAUGGCUUGCUUAGCCCAGACGUGUCUCUGGAGGAACUGGCAGCUCUUUCCAAGAACUACAGCGGAGCAGAGAUAGAAGGCGUCAUCAAGGCCGCCUCCUCUUAUGCCUUUUAUCGCCACGUGGAUAAUAAAGAAUUCGGGAAGGUCGAUGUUGAAUCCCUCAAGCACAUGAAGCUCUACAGAGCGGACUUUGUUUCUGCGUUUGAAGAUGUAACUCCUUCAUUUGGCGUACAAGAAGCCGACUUCAAAGAUUGCACCCAAAACGGGAUUGUCACGUGGGACUCAGACAUCGAACACAUCAUCGAAGAGGGCCGGCUCUACUGCAAUCAAGUUCAGAACAGCAGCCGCACUCGCCUCGUUAGUUUGCUCAUCGACGGGCUGCCAGGGGCUGGUAAAACUGCUCUUGCCGCUACGAUAGCGCUGAACUCGGGUUAUCCCUUCAUCAAGUUGGUGUCUCCCGAGCAGUACGUCGGGAUGUCGGAGGCUUCCAAGUGCGGGGCUAUCACCAAGACUUUUGAAGAUGCGUACAAGUCUCCGCUGAGUCUCAUUGUUAUAGACAAUAUCGAACGCCUUUUAGACUACGUCCCGAUAGGCCCCCGCUUUUCUAAUAUGGUCUUGCAGACUCUUCUAGUGCUGAUUAAGAAGCAGCCCAAACAGCAUCGCCGCCUUUUUGUUAUUGGCACUACCAGCCAACGCGGCACAAUGGUCGACUUGGGAGUGCUGCAAGAGUUCGACGCGCAUGCAACUGUUCCUUGUUUGUCGCUCCCAGAACAUGUGGCCUCUGUAGUGAAAGAGAUCAACCUUUUCGAAGGCUCUGAGAUUAGUCGCCUCGCCCAACUGCUUCGAGCCGAACAGCUCAACUUCCGACUUGGCGUCAAGCCUCUUAUUAUGAUAUGCGAGAUGGUAAGACAAGACCCGCAGAUGAGUGCAGAGACAUUUCUCAUGUAUUUCAGGGAAGAAGUUAUUAAACUCCAAUAUGCAUAACUUGAAACGUUCUAUCUGUUUAAACAUUGCUGCCCUGAAUGUAAAAUAGUAAUAAAAUAAAUUGUAAUCA
Zophobas morio is the source of this 2377-nucleotide messenger RNA. Its product is annotated as vesicle-fusing ATPase-like. Gene Ontology annotation, molecular function: ATP binding; ATP hydrolysis activity. The transcript is spliced from 20 exons. Gene Ontology annotation, cellular component: Golgi stack. Lineage: Eukaryota; Metazoa; Arthropoda; Insecta; Coleoptera; Tenebrionidae. The record is from RefSeq and is a predicted model, not a curated record. Gene Ontology annotation, biological process: SNARE complex disassembly; intra-Golgi vesicle-mediated transport; Golgi to plasma membrane protein transport. The coding region runs from base 61 to 2307 and encodes 748 amino acids.